GUAUUGGUGUGGCGGUUUCCACAAUCAGAAGCAGAAAAGCGUGAAUCCAAAAAAAAAAAAAAAAAUGGAGAACGAAGCAGACUACGAUGAGCCCGAGACGAAGCGUCCUCACCUCAGCCCUUUCUCCUCCGCCUCGCCUCGCAAUUCCGCCACCGCCGCCACUUCCCCAUCAACCAACAAAACCGUUGAUGCUACAGUGCUCCAGUACCAGAAUCAGAAACUUCUUCAGCAGAUAGACAUACAAAAACAAGAGUUGCAUGAUAUUGAGGCGAGGAUUAAAGAAUUAAAAGACAAGCAAAGUUCGUAUGAUGAUAUAUUAAUUGUAGUGAACCAACUCUGGAAUCAGUUGGUUGAUGACUUAAUCCUUCUCGGAGUACGAGCUGGGGCAGGCCAGGUUUCUUUGGAAUUUCUGGACUCUGCUGAUCACUCUCGAGGUUCAAUUCCAUCAUGUCCUGCUGAGGAAAUAUUUCUUUGUAGACUGCUACAAAGGGGUUCUAUUGAAGCCAAUGGUAAUGAUGAGAUCAUUAGAUAUGUUGAAGAUGCCCUUGCUUUGCGUCAUUCAUCUACUAGGGAGUUGUUGAAAAUCCUGCAAGAUUCAAUUGAUGAUCAAAGGGUGAGGACUGAGAGCAUUGCACGUGCGUUGCAUGGAAAACUAUCUUCAGAAGAUGCCAUCAUCCAAUUGUCAAAGAUUGAUGAUAUUAUGAAAGAGGAGGCUAUCAAGCUGGGUGAAGUGAUUGAUAUUCUCCACUUGAAGCAUAAAGAAUACAUUGAGAAGAUUCAAACUUACAUUAGCAGCCAUUCAAUUCAUGAAUCUGAGAUUAAGCGCCUUGCAGGUGAGCUGGACGAGUGUGUUGCUGAACUUGAAGAGAGUAGAAGAAAACUAGUCAAUCUGAAAAUGCAAAAGGAUGUAGCAUCUGGGAUGCAUACCCCCACUCAUGGUACAGCCAAUGGAAACUUGUCACCAGAAAAGCCUGUAGAUAGGACAAUGGGUUUGCGGGAAUUGAAGGACUCUAUUGAGGAAUCAAAGAUACUGGCAGAAGAUCGUCUUUCUGAGGUUCAAGAUGCACAGGGAGAAAAUCUAAGCUUGUCAAAACAAUUGCAAGAUCUUCAGAAUGAACUGAAGGAUGAAAAAUAUAUUCGCUUAUCCCGAUUAUACUCUUUGCGAAAUGAUCAACUCCAACAUUGGAAUGCUGAAGUGGAGCAGUACAAAGUAUUGACAGAGUCUCUGCAGGCUGAAAGGCCUCUUAUCAUGAGAAGGGAGAAGGAGGUGAGUGUAAAACUAGAAUCAGCAGAUGCUUUGAGGAAUGCAAUUGAUAAUGCUGAAUCUAGGAUUGGAGAAUUGGAGCUUCAGCUACAGAAACGUAUCGACGAAAAGAAUGAGCUUGAGAUUAAGAUGGAAGAAGCUGUGCAGGAUGCAGGGAGAAAGGAUAUUAAAUCAGAGUUUCGUGUAAUGGCUUCGGCUUUGUCUAAAGAAAUGGGAAUGAUGGAAACUCAAUUGAAGCGAUGGAAGGAGGCAGCCCAUGACGCACUGUCCUUAAGUGAGGAAGCCCAGUCUCUAAAAGCUCAACUAGAUAGGAAGAGUAAUGAAAUGCAGAGCUUAGCAGACAAAUGUGCUGAACAGAUGAUGGAGAUCAAGUCUCUUAAGGAACUGAUUGAUAAGUUGCAGAAGGAAAAACUGGAACUACAAAUCUUCUUGGACUUGUAUGGACAGGAAAGUCAUGACAAUAGAGAUUUGAUGGAAAUCAAAGAAUCAGAACGCAGAGCUCACUCACAAGCUGUAGUCUUGAGAAAUGCUUUAGAUGAACAUAGUCUAGAGUUGAGAGUUAAAGCUGCCAAUGAAGCUGAGGCUGCUUGCCAACAAAGGCUUUCUGCUGCUGAAGCUGAAAUAGCCGAUUUAAGGGUUAAAUUGGAUGCUUCUGAGAGGGAUGUUUUGGAGCUUACCGAGGCUAUUAGAAAUAAAGACGCAGAAGCAGAGGCAUACAUAGCAGAAAUUGAGACCAUUGGUCAAGCAUAUGAAGAUAUGCAGACACAGAACCAACAUCUGUUGCAGCAGGUGACUGAGAGGGACGAUUAUAAUCUCAAGCUUGUUUCCGAGAGUGUGAAGACAAAGCAGGCACAGAGCGCUUUACUCACUGAGAAGCAGGCAUUGGAAAAGCAACUUCAGCAAAUUAAUGCAUCAAUAGAAUCCUUAAAAAUGAGGAUUUCUCACAGUGAAGAGCAGAUGGAGCCUUGUCUGACAGAAGCCAUUAAAUGUACUCACGAAGAAAGACAUCUUACAGUCAGCCUGGAAACAGCCAAGUGGGAAUUGAAUGAUGCUGAGAAGGAGUUGAAGUGGCUUAAAUCUGCUACUGCUUCCUCUGAGAAGGAAUAUGAGCAAAUCCAGCAGGAUAUGGAUGAUAUCCAAAUGGAUUUAGAGAAUGAAAGAAGCUCAAGGAAGAAGCUUGAGGACGAGCUUAGGGAAUUGAAUAUCAAGGUUGCCGAGAUGAGUUCUGAAACUGGAGAGGCUGCAAUACAGAAACUCCAAGAUGAAAUCAAGAGUUGCAAGUCUAUAUUAAAGUGCAGCGUGUGUUCUGAUCGACCAAAGGAGGUUGUAAUCGUGAAGUGCUAUCAUCUUUUCUGCAAUCCAUGCAUCCAAAAAAACCUAGAGAUUCGCCAUCGGAAGUGUCCCGCAUGUGGAAAUGCAUUUGGUCAAAAUGACGUUCGGUUUGUAAAGAUAUAGAAGAGCUUCAACGUAAUUCUGUAGUUGUAGUUAGCAACUUAGCAUCGACGAAGCCCCAACCCCUUUGUAGCUGUUGGUUCUUUCGAAAUAGAAAAGGGAUUUUAAAUUUAAAUCAAAAUAAAAAUAGACAGGAAAAUAUACAUGCCUCCCUGCCCACCCGAAUGCCAUGUCCCAUGUGCAUUGGCACUUCAGGAGACUUGAACCUGUUAACUGGAUUUCAAUUUUCAAUCAUAUAAGUUCUCAUCCUUUUUCUACA
Quercus lobata is the source of this 2975-nucleotide messenger RNA. RefSeq names its product histone mono-ubiquitination 2 (gene HUB2). Gene Ontology annotation, cellular component: nucleus; HULC complex. Gene Ontology annotation, molecular function: metal ion binding; ubiquitin protein ligase activity. The record is from RefSeq and is a predicted model, not a curated record. Lineage: Eukaryota; Viridiplantae; Streptophyta; Magnoliopsida; Fagales; Fagaceae. Bases 65 to 2719 code for a protein of 884 amino acids. The transcript is spliced from 19 exons.